AUGGGGUCUGCAUCAGUGACUCUGAAGCAAAAGAAACGAGUGAAACACACAAAGAACAAGUACUUGAAGCCUGGUGCACUGGCUCAGAUUCGUUAUAGUAGGAGCACAAGCAGGGAUAUAGGGAAGAAGCGGAUUCUGUUAAAUGGGGAGAAGGAUGAGCUGGAGAUAUCACCACAGGCUGAGGUUGUCUUUGAAAGCACUACACCAAUUAUGUCCCCAAUAAGGCUCAAUUUUGAGCCAUUUAGUGGCAUUAAGGGACUAUUUUUGCCAAGAACUCCAAAGACUCCUCAAGCAGCUGAAUGUGAUGACCAUUCAAGACUUGAAUCACUUCCACUUGAUCUGUUGAUCAAGAUUGUGUGUUAUUUGCACCAUGACCAGCUGAAGGCUGUUUUCCAUGUUUCAACAAGGAUCCGAAAGGCAGUUGAACUGGCAAGGCAGUACCAUUUCAACUACACUACUCCAGAUCGCAGCAGGCAGGAACUGCUCCAGAACAAGACCCCUCUCCCAACUGAGCAUUGGCCUUUCGUGAGUAGAAUAGAUGGCAAGGAUGUGAGGGUCGCCACCCCGAGAACCCCGAAGGCUCCAAGACAUGGUCCUCGGCAUUCACGCUUCAAGCUGCUUGAUGUGAAGCCAAUCACAGCUGUUCUUUUCCCGGAUUCAUUGCCUUCAAAGCGUCUGCGCCGUUUGAUGCCACCGGGAUUGCCAAGGCCUGUACCAAAAGUCGCAGCCUCUCCUAGAGUUCUACUAUAUGAGGAAGAGCUUUGCGAAGCGGUGGCACAGAAUAAGCUUCUCUGA
This is a messenger RNA of Lolium rigidum, 795 nucleotides long. RefSeq names its product F-box protein At4g35930. The transcript is spliced from 4 exons. NCBI's taxonomy places the organism in Eukaryota, Viridiplantae, Streptophyta, Magnoliopsida, Poales, Poaceae. Gene Ontology annotation, molecular function: protein binding. Bases 1 to 795 code for a protein of 264 amino acids. The record is from RefSeq and is a predicted model, not a curated record.